Molecule: messenger RNA, 363 nt
Organism: Fusarium vanettenii 77-13-4
Lineage: Eukaryota; Fungi; Ascomycota; Sordariomycetes; Hypocreales; Nectriaceae
Exons: 2
Coding region: 1-363 (120 amino acids)
Biological process (GO): carbohydrate metabolic process
Molecular function (GO): aldehyde-lyase activity; zinc ion binding
Source: RefSeq, a predicted model, not a curated record
AUGACUCAUUAUCCCAAAGCUGACAACUUGGCACGGACAAAGAAGCUCGUCGCCUACUGCCACGCCAAUAGCAAGGCCACAGAAGUAGAGCCCGGCAGGAUUAAAGGCGACGGAGACGACAUCUCCGACAUGGCUGAUCUAAGCGCACUGAUGACCACAUAUGAGGAGGCACAGGCGUUUGUCGAUGCUGGUGUUGACUUUUGGCCCCGGCUUUCGGCAACGUUCACAGAGAGUAUGGAACUCAAGGCAUUGUUCUCGAAUGCGACAGACUUGAUCGUAUUCGUGAGAUCACGAACGGCUAAGGUGUUGCCGUUGUUAUUCACGGCGUCAACAAUUUCUCAGCCGAUCUAUACAACAAUUUGA